Messenger RNA from Homalodisca vitripennis (glassy-winged sharpshooter), 1001 nucleotides. RefSeq names its product rRNA-processing protein FCF1 homolog (gene Bka). The coding region runs from base 337 to 942 and encodes 201 amino acids. The record is from RefSeq and is a predicted model, not a curated record. Lineage: Eukaryota; Metazoa; Arthropoda; Insecta; Hemiptera; Cicadellidae. The transcript is spliced from 7 exons. Gene Ontology annotation, cellular component: small-subunit processome; nucleolus.
UCUAAUACAGUUAAAGUUAUAAACCUGUUUGAUUGCGGAUUACGUGAGCAGCUAAAAUAUUAGGAAAUUAAUUUUAUUUAAAUUUAAAAAUUAAUUUUAUUAUUCAGUUUUAAUUGGUCAUCUUGUUUUUUCAGAGUAAAAGUAGGCUAUCAUAGGUUCUUUGUGUAAUCAUGUGUUAUUUUUAAAUCAAGAAAGCUAUUUUUAUAUGAUCGGAAGUUACCACUUGGUAUGUAAAUACUUAGUAUUAGUUGUUUGGUUUUUACAUCGUUUGUAGAAAGUUUAGGUAGGUACUUUCUGAUUAAACGAAGGCCACCUAUUCAAAGCACGCUGCGACUGAUGGGGAAAUCAACAAGAACAAGAAAAUUUGCACAACAAAGAUUUGCUCAGAUGAAAAAAAUGAUAAGUCUAAAGGAUGCAAGAAUAAAGCCGGAACUUCGAGUUGUCAAGAAGAAGAAAGCAGAUCCACAUGAAAUGAAAGUUAAAGAAGUGCCUCAGGUAUCCUCAGCUCUGUUCUUCCAGUACAACACCCAGCUGGGUCCGCCCUACCAUAUCCUCAUAGAUACCAACUUUGUCAACUUUUCCAUCAAGAAUAAGCUUGACAUCUUCCAGAACAUGAUGGAUUGCUUGUAUGCUAAAUGUAUUCCGUAUGUGACUGACUGCGUGACGGGAGAACUGGAGAAGUUGGGUCAAAAGUAUCGAGUCGCCCUCAAGAUACUGAAGGACCCGAGGUUUGAGCGACUUCACUGCUCACACAAGGGCACUUACGCUGAUGAUUGUAUCGUCCAACGAGUCACUCAGCACAAGUGUUACAUAGUAGCAACUAAUGACAAAGAUUUGAAGAGGCGUAUAAGGAAGAUCCCAGGAGUGCCAAUCAUGUACAUUUCCCAGCACAGGUACACCAUCGAGAGAAUGCCUGAUGCGUAUGGUGCUCCAAAAACGUGAAGUUCACCAAUUUGUUAUACAUUUAACUAUUUUUACAAAUAAAGUAUGUUUUAAAUUUA